AUGCUCGCAAUAGUUUCUGCCCUCUUGACUUGGAGACAUUGGCUGGAAGGGACGGACAUCCCUAUCCAGAUACAUUCGGAUCACCAAAACCUGCAGUACUUCACAACGACCAAGAAGUUGUCGAGAAGACAAGCCAGAUGGGCCGAGAAGAUAGCACCUUUUCGCUUCAAGAUCCAUUACCGACCAGGCGAAAAGAACGGCAAGCCAGAUGCACUUACAAGGCGUCCGGAGUUCGCAAUGGAAGGGGGAGUAAUGCGUGAGCAGCCCGUAAAACAGCUACUCAGCGCAGAACAGUUUGUCAGAAAAUCACGGACCAGCGUAGAAACUGGGUCCGAAGUGGUUGGCAACCCCGAAGAGGAAUGGAAUCAAUUGGAUCAGUGGUACGACAUACCAAGCGUAGAGCUGCCUCAGCCACUACAGGGUUGGUAUGAACAGGAAAGACGCUGGGUUCGGAGGACGGUUCCGGAUGAACACCUCCCUGACUCAAACCUGGAGAUCUUUGGACCACCGGAGGCUGCUAUCGUAAAGUUAGAGCCUGCCGCUGAAUGGAGUCCCGAUUCAAAUGACCCCACCCACGAUGGUCGAUGGGUAGUACCGGGCUACGCGGUCAAGCAGGUCAUUGAGGAACAUCAUGAUCGACCCGUAGCGGGGCAUCUAGGAAGGGAUAAAACCCUCGAGUUGAUUGAUAGGAACUACUGGUGGCCGGGAAUGUCCACGGAUGUAGCCAACUUCGUCAAGACUUGCGAUGUAUGCCAGAGAGCCAAGCAACGUCGGAGACACUUGUCACUCCCUCAACCCCUAGAGUUAGCCACCACACCUUGGACUGAUAUCUCGAUGGAUUUCGUAGUAGAAAUGCCUAAGGAGAAAUCAGGAUUCCGCAACGUAUUGGUAGUCGUGGACCGUUUUACGAAGAUGGCUCACUUCAUUCCAAUGACGGGAAUCAACGCGGAACAAACCGCCAACGCAUUCGUCAAAGACAUCUGGCGUUUCCACGGACUUCCUAGGAGCAUCGUCUCAGACAGAGGAACGCAGUUCGUGUCAGCAUUCUGGGCGGCAAUUACGGACAGACUGGGGAUUCGUAGAAGACUCUCCACCUCAUUCCACCUGUAA
Molecule: messenger RNA, 1110 nt
Organism: Morchella importuna
Lineage: Eukaryota; Fungi; Ascomycota; Pezizomycetes; Pezizales; Morchellaceae
Exons: 1
Coding region: 1-1110 (369 amino acids)
Biological process (GO): DNA integration
Molecular function (GO): nucleic acid binding
Source: RefSeq, a predicted model, not a curated record